AUGGCGAGCCCAAGGAGACACACAGAUGACUGGGCUCUGCAACCUUUCUCCAAAAAGCCACCGAAGAGUCAACCACACACAUUCUCUCCCUACCGAAGUCAACCACACAUAUUCUCUCCCUAUCUAUGGACCCCUCUCCUCUUCUUGCUCAUGGGGCAAGGAGCCUCUGAAAAGGACUCAGCCUCAACAGUGGUCAAAGGCUUUGUAGGGGGUUCAGUGAUUCUCUCCCUGAACAUUUCAGUGGAUGCAGAAAUUGAGCACAUCACCUGGAGUGGUCCCAAAGAAGCUUUUGCUUUAGCACUCCCAAGUGGAAAGAUUUUUUGGUUAGACAAAAGCUACCAAGGGCGAAUAAACAUCCCAGAAAGCAACUAUUUGUCUAUUAACAAUCUGACUCUGAAAGAUGCUGGUUCAUACAAAGCCCGGAUAAACCAAAAGGGAUCUAAAGACAUCGAUGAGAGAUUCAUCUUAUAUAUCUAUGAACAGCUGCAGGAGCCCCAAGUCACCAUACAGUCUGUGAACGUGUCUGAGAACGCCUCCUGUACCAUCACCCUGGUAUGCUCUGUGGAGGGGGCAGGGGGAGAUAUUCAGUACAAAUGGACUUCAAGGGAUCCUCAUGCUUCUGAAUCCUGGGGGCACCCUACUCUCACCAUCUCCUGAUUGCCCUGUGAUGCAGACCUACCAUACACCUGCACAGCCAAGAACCCGGUUAGCCAGAGCAGCUCCCACCCUGUCCAUGUUUCACAGUUCUGUACAGACCUAGGAGCCUCCCAAGGAGGACCAAUGGGGGAGAUGGUGCUGGAGGUCCUGGGGGAGCCAAUCACCCUGUCCCUGGGACUCCUGGACAGUCAGCACAUAGACAAUGUUGUCUGGAUGUUUAACAUGUCUAUUAUCAGCAAAGAGUAGAGAGAAGAAGCAACAGCCAAUCAGCUCAUUGAGUUCAAGGAUCCGGAUCAGAACACAGUGUGGGUCUCGAGCCAAGACGACUCUCUAAAGAUUGUCCAGCUGAAGAUGGAGCACGCUGGCAUCUACCACGCCUAUGUGUGCUCAAAUGUCACAGUUGCCAGUGUGAAGCACAUCAAUCUGCGCAUUUACCAGAGGCUGAAGAAGCCAAAAGUCACGAGGAGCCUCAGGCUCACAAAGGAUGGCAUCUGCAAAGUCAGCCUGACAUGCUCGGUGGAGGACAGUGGACACAAUGUAACAUAUGGAUAGACCCCUCUGCCUAAAGGAGCUGUCAUUUCCCAAGGGGGAGCUCACCUCAGCAUCUCCUGGAGAAGUGGAGAAAAACACCCCAACUUCACCUGCACAGCCAGCAACCCUGUCAGCAACAGCUCCCAGCAGUUUCUUUCUAGGGACCUCUGUCCAGGACCUGAGAGAAGCACAGAGUUUUGGAUUGGGCUCUCCCUGGUGGUUCUUUUCAUCCUUCUGGGCUUUGGGAUCUCUGGCUGGUGCUUUUGGAAGCAACAAAGACGAUGUUCAGCCCCAGCUUUCAGUUUCAAUCAAGCUGAGACAUCAGUUGACACACCAGGGUAUGAGAAGCUGGACACUCUCCCUAAGACUGCCAGGCAUGCCUCCAACAGCAGCUCUGACAGCAAUGGGACGACUGAGGAGGAUGAGGAGAGGACAGGGAUGCACCAGCCCGUCAAUGGAAGAGACCGGAUGUGUGACUCGGUCACUAAGGAAGAAGCCGGACUUGACUUGGACUCUGAGGGCCAAGCAGAGUAUGAUCUCAUCACUCCAGAUGACAUGGCACCAGCACUUGUCAUUGAAGGGGAAAUGGUGUACACACACGUAUUCCUUAAUUUGCAGGGAAAGACUCCAGUUCCUCAGAAGAAAGAGGAUUCAGCCACACUCUACUGCUCUAUACAGAGAACAAUUUCCUCUGUUGUGCCACCACUGCAACAGAAUGACCUUAAGUCUCCUGAAAUACCUACCUAUGAAAAUGUCCCCUGAAAAGAAAAGUGGCUCAUUCCCUCAGUGAGGUUGGAGAGGCUGCUAGACCUAAUAAGACCUGGGCCCCUGCAGACAGAAGAACUUCAGAAUUUCCUUCAUUGUCUCAGAAUUGCCUGGAUUUGUGCCUCCUCUUUUUCUCACACCUCAUGAAUUCCCACAUCCAUUAACAAAUCAGACAGCCUCUGGGCUCCGUUUGUCUCCUUCUGUGCUCAUACUGUACAACCUCUCAGCUCAGAUGCAUGCCUCAAAAUUCUGCCAAGGCUUGACACGUCGUCGAAGGGGACCAGGAUCUUCACAUGGUCCUAUAAACAGCUGCUAAAAUAAAUCCAACAGGUAGUCUCACUUAUGAACACAAAGAUCUAAGUGAAAUCAUAACCACUGUAGUAUUUUUCAAAUAAAAGAUUAGAA
Messenger RNA from Capra hircus (goat), 2358 nucleotides. It is a transcript of the gene LY9, whose product is annotated as lymphocyte antigen 9. The transcript is spliced from 10 exons. Lineage: Eukaryota; Metazoa; Chordata; Mammalia; Artiodactyla; Bovidae. The record is from RefSeq and is a predicted model, not a curated record. Gene Ontology annotation, cellular component: external side of plasma membrane. Gene Ontology annotation, biological process: T cell activation.